CAUCACAGAGACUCCUGAAGAGCCCGGCUGUGGGCCUGGGUAGUGAGCACCUGCAGGCCUUUCCAGGGACAGCCCUGCACCGUGAGCCCAACCCAGUCCAGACCAACCUGCCGCUCUGCCCCCGCCCGGGCCUGCCCCUGAAGGAGCUAGCAGAUCAGCGGAGCAGCUCUGGCUUCCUGCAGCAGAGCAACCUGGACUCCCCGGCCAGGAGGGCCCCAGGCAGAGCCAGGGACUCUGCCCUUCAGCAGAGCAACCUGGGCAUGAGGGAGACCAGCUGGGCUGCCAGAGGGGCUCCUGCCAGCCCCCACCCCUGGCCCCAAGCAACAGCCUGGGGACCUCCCCUUCCCAGAGGGCCUCUCGCCUCCUCUGCCUGCAGGCUGAGGCCCUCCCCUGCCUACCCUGGGGCAGCGGCCUUCAGUGAGCGGAGUUGGCCGGACUCCAGGCCCUUCUGCGAGCUGGGGAGCUGGACCUCCAGGCUGGAGGGGGAGCCCCUCACUCUGGAGGACCUGGCUGCUCCUGUCCACAGCUGGCCUCAGGGUGCGAUGCACCAGCUUGUGGCCUCCAUGCAGCACCUGGAGCUCCAGGUGGCCCGUCUUGGGUGUGGGGGUCAGGCAUCCCAGGAAGCCACAGGGUCCCCCAGACAGAACCCCCAGAUCAGGGAGAACCAACCCAGCCGGCCCCUUGGUGCUGUGUGGGCUGAAAGGAAAAAGCACUGUGCGCAGCCCAGGGAAGCUGCAGGCCCCCCCGAGACUCACGGGGUGCAGGCUGGACCCUCGGUCUGGGAGGCAGGCUGCCAGCUGGAGCUGGAGGGCCUUCCGGUGUCUCUGCAUACACAGACAGCCUCCCUCCGCACCCCCAGCAGGCGGCUGCUGUCCAGAUGUUUCAGAGCCUGGCGACACUUGGCACAGAGAUGGCAGGCCGUGGCAGCAGCACAGGCCCAGGGCCGCCAGUACCUGCUGUGUCAGGGUCUGCGGGCGCCGUGCUGGGCCCUGUGGCUCCGGGAGGCCCACCUGGAGGAGGCGCGGGCACAACACAUGCAGGCUCUGCUGGCUCAGAGCUUCCAAAAGGUCAGGGGAGAAGGGUUUUCUUUCUUUUUUUCCCUCCACCCCUCCAGGUGCUUCUGGACCUGGUGCUGGUUUCUGCAAAGACAAAGACCAAAGUACCAGGAGUGCCUGACUGGGUGCUGGGCAGGGAACCUGAGGUGGCACCUGCAGCUAUGGGUACGGACGAAACAGCUCCGGGCACUGGAUGGGGCCAGGGUGACCCAGCUGUCACUUGCUUAUCUGCUUCUCAGGGAAGGUGGUCCUCUGCAUCUCAGUCCCUGGAGGGGCCCAGCCCAGGGCCCAGAGAUGGUGACGCCACCCCAGAUGACAGGCCAGGGGACUCUGCAGCCAGCCUGCUGGAGACUGGCAUUCUGCCAGGUGCUGCUGCUCUGGAAGGUGCGGCUGUCCCAGCGCCGGAGGGCCACGUCCCAGGGCCUGGCUUAUCCUAGGGCCCAGCGGGCUCCCGGGGCCACUGCCCUCCCGGAGACCCUCCUGCGAAGUUUUCUGGGGGCAGCAAGGAGGUGGCAACAGAGGCAGUGCCUUUUGCUCUGGUGGGCAAGGCUUCAGCAGAUCCAGGGCACUGUGAGCUGGCACCAGUGCAGCUGGCAGAGACGUGUCCUCCUUGGCUGGAAGCUCUGGGCCACCACCCAAGGGGCCCGGAUGGAGCUGGCCGCCGUUGGGCUCGGGGUCAAGUUGCAGGGCCUGUGGCGACAGUGGCUGUCACAGCAGUGGCAGGCAGAACAGGGGGGCCUGGGAGCAGGCCGGAGCCAGAUGGGAGGUGCCCUGCAGCACCGGCAUGCCUGCCUGAGGAAGCAGCAGUGUCUGCAGGCCCAGUACCAGAGGUGGGUGCAGGCAGCAGCUCAGCGGAGAUGCUCAGAGGCUGGGCCAGAGCGGCUCCAACUGCAGAGGCAAGUGGGUCUGGGUGGGUGCGGAUUCAUUCCCACCCUCUUCCAGGCCUGGCGUGGGGCUGUGGGAGGCAGGAGGGCUCCCCGGGCCAAGUCUCUGGCCUUGCAGGAAACUCGAGAUGGCGUGACCCAGGCCUGCCUGGGCCACUGGAGGGGCCUUGAGCAGGAAGGCCAGGCCCAGCUGGUCUCUGGAGUGUGGCAAUUGGCCUUGGGCUGGAGCCGAGAGACCCACCCACAGGGACCAGAGAAGGCUAAGGCCCAAGCCCGGCUGGCCCUGUGCUGGGCACCUUGGUUGUAUGAGUCCCAGCUGCACCAACUCAGCAGAGCCCGUGCUGCCCGCAAGCUGAGCACCAGGUAGUGCUUUUACUUGGGCCUUGGCACUACUCUGGGGUGGAGGGAGGUUAUCUGAUGUCUGCACACCAGGGCUUGGGA
This is a messenger RNA of Erinaceus europaeus (western European hedgehog), 2380 nucleotides long. It is a transcript of the gene CUNH1orf167, whose product is annotated as chromosome unknown C1orf167 homolog. The transcript is spliced from 10 exons. The annotation marks the transcript as partial. NCBI's taxonomy places the organism in Eukaryota, Metazoa, Chordata, Mammalia, Eulipotyphla, Erinaceidae. The record is from RefSeq and is a predicted model, not a curated record.